Mycena citricolor is the source of this 8389-nucleotide messenger RNA. Lineage: Eukaryota; Fungi; Basidiomycota; Agaricomycetes; Agaricales; Mycenaceae. The record is from the annotation of a GenBank genome assembly.
CGCCAUCAGCUCUCCUCCUUCCAUCACGACAUUCUAACCUCAAGGCGCCGCUGCACCCAUGGCAGCUUGAGUUGCUGAGGCCGCCUGGUCUCCCCUCCUCAAGCAUAUUAUCGUCAUGGAAUCCAGUGAAGAGUUGCAAUUGCAAGAGCUCACCGUCCUCCAAUCUAUCUACGCUGAAGAUUUUAUCGAAACCCCGCCUCCCAAAGCGUGGAAAGGCGCGCCCAGACUUCAUGAAUUUACGAUACGCGUGCCGCACCCCGACGGAGAGCACGCGAGCAAGAUAUGUUUCCAUUUACAUGUUAUAUUUCCGAAAACCUAUCCCACGAAAGCCUGCCCGACGUUCACGAUUCAAAAGCCGAUCGUUGGGCUGAGCAAUGACCAAGUGACGUCCUUAUCCCACGAAAUACAACAUGAGGUGAAUCGAUGCAAGGGAACUGAGAUGACCUUCCAGAUCGUCACGUUCUGUCAGGACUGGAUGUCGAACCACGUCGUCCCGCCCGUCGAGGUCGCGGGCUCGCUCGCCAAUCAGAUGACGCAGCGCGCGAUGGAGGAGGAGCGGAUCCGCAAACAGCGCGAGGCGGACGCGGCGGAGCAAGAGACGGAGCGCGCUGCCCGGAUAGCGCAGCAGUUGGAGGCAGUCGUCAAAGCCGACGCGCACAAGCAGGCACUGGCACGGGAGCAGCAGCAUAGAGAUCGUCAAAGGAAACGCGCGGGCUCCGAAGCCACGGAGGUUCCUGUCACCGGGGACACGCCGACCGAGACGUUCAGUGAGGCCGUCGUCGUGGACGGCAUCACGUUCCACUCAGUCAACAUCUUCCACCCACGUCCUGAACGUUUAGGCAUAUCCUAUGCCGCUGAUGCGAUAUGCGACGAUGUAACGGCGUCAUUGCCGAUGCGAUUGUUUAUCGUCAGAUUCCCAUCCCAUUACUACAUUACGAGCCAAGGAAAGAAGAAGCUGAAGCAAGUUGAGGCUGAAGUGCGGAGGCUGAUCACACUUCGGCAUCCCAACCUGUUGCGGUUGUUCGCAGUCAAGCUUUCGUUCCCACACGCCGGUGCGCCGAAGCUGGCUGUGCUGUACGAAGCACCGCCGAGAGUAACUCUGCGAGAUCUGCUCGAGGACUGUGACUGCAUUAGAGAGGAUCGGGUGUCGGAAUACCUCGUCCAAAUCUUGUCUGGACUGAACAGCUUACACGUAGCUGAUGUCGUCCAUCGAGGUAUAUGCGCUGAUACCAUCGGGAUUACUCCCAGACCACGAACGGUGAAGUUGAUGAAAGCUUCUUUUCACACAAGGCUGCUCGACUUGCAUCGAUCGAAUCCAUUUGGGCCGGAGAUCGCUGUUGAUACGGAGGAGCCGGUCCUGCCUGACCACUGGCUCUUCAAGGACUGGAAGAAUGACUCGGCAUUGGUCUAUACUCGUCAUCGGGACAUGCAUGCGGUUGGGAUCGUGUUGAUGCAGAUGCUCUUGGGCUUGGAUGUGACGGACCGCUACCCGGAUGUGUACUCUGCGUUUCGGGCUUCCACCAUCUCCCCCUGCCUCCAACGGCAGGCCCUCAAUCUUCUCUCUCCUUCCAAGAGGAAUCCGGUCUCGUGCAUCUCCGUCCUCGCGGACUUGGCUUCAGCCCCGCUCACUGCAGCGCUGCCUGUGAUGAAGAAACCUCGGACGCCGAUGCCCGGCAAGUUUGGGUCGCCGGAGAAUGACUAUUUCAUCCGCCCUCCCCAACGGGACCGACAAAGCAGCCGGUGGAAGGAAGAUUGGGAGGAGCUGGAGCUGUUGGGCAAAGGUGCCUUUGGCUCUGUUGUGAAGGCACGGAACAAGAUCGAUUCGCGGAUCUACGCUGUCAAAAAGAUCCGACUGAGUACGACACACAGCGACAUGAAGAUCUUCCGCGAAGUGAAUGCCCUGAGCCGACUGUCGCACCGGUUCAUUGUGCGAUACUUCACGACCUGGGUCGAGACCGCAGAGCAUUCGUCCUCGGCUGCAGUCUCGGACGACUCCGAGUACAGCGACACUGGAUCAGAGGACGAUUCCGAUGAAGAUGACCGGAUGACCGCGGGUGGAUCACCGUGGCUGAGACGCGGCAACAAGAGGAUCCUCUCGUCCAGCGGAGACCCAAUUGCGUUUGAUUUGGAUGAUCUGGAUGAUGUCGGUGGAUCGGGGUCAAGGAGCUCCUUCCCCAGCAUCCAUUUCACACGCUCGUCGUCGCCUAGAGACGAGGAAGGGGGGAGUGAAGAGGAGGAGGAGGAGGACGACGACGACUCUGAUUCGGAUGAUCCUUUUGUUUUCGAGCCGGAUGACGCGACUCCGCCGCCCUCGACUCCGCCUGUGGUGGUGUCACGGACCUUGUAUAUCCAGAUGGAGUUCGUUGAGCGGCAGACGCUGAAGGAACGGAUCGACGAGGGCCUGUCAGAACAAGAAGCAUGGCGGCUGUUCCAGCAGAUCCUCGAAGCGCUUGUGUACAUGUCGUCCCUGGGAAUCAUCCACCGCGACAUCAAACUGACCAACAUCUUCAUCGAUGCCAAAGGCGACUGCAAAAUCGGUGACUUCGGGCUCGCGACGUCAAACCUCUCUGCGAUGGAGCCGGCGAACCCGAUGCUUGCCCCGGUAGUGCUGGAUGCUGAAAUGACGCUGGAGGUGGGGACGCGGCUCUACAUUGCACCCGAAGUCCAGUCUCGCAAGCGCGGACCGCGUAACCAUGCCAAGGCCGAUAUGUACAGUCUCGGGAUUGUGUUCUUCGAGAUGAACUACAAGUUCAUCACAGGGUCCGAGCGCAUCGCUGUGAUCGAGGGACUGCGCCAGCCGCUGAUACUGUUCCCCGCCAGCUGGGAUGCGCGGUUGACCAGACAGAAGCAAAUCAUCACACGCCUGUUGGACCAUGAUCCAGACACCCGGCCGACUGCCUUGGAGCUGUCGCAGAGCUCGCUGCUGCCGUCUCGCAUCGAAGACGAGUAUUUCAAGGGCGCGCUCGGCAUGAUGGUCAAGGCCGACUCGCCCCACUUCCAAUCCGUGCUCUCCUCGCUCUUCAGCCAGCCGCAGCCGCCUGCGCGCAAGUUCCUGUACGACAUGGAGUGCGAUCUCCCGGAGCACGCCUCGCUGAACGAGAUCGUGAAGGAGCGCCUGACGCACAUCUUCCGCCUCCACGGCGCGGUGGACUUUGAGCCUCCGCUGCUGAUGCCUGUGGUUGAUCCGGAGGAUAGGAAGAUCGGACGGGCUGCGUUCAUCGACCGAUAUGGCGAGAUCGUGGCCCUCCCUCCGAAUCUGCUGCUUCCGUUUGCCAGACUGGCGGCCAAAGGUGGGAUUUCGAGGAUCAAGAGGUACCACAUUGCGAAUGUCUACCGGGAGGGCGACGUUGCGGGCCACCCUAAGUUCCAAAAGGCAGCGCUGUUCGAUAUUAUCUCGACGGACAUGGCCUCUGGACCGCUCGCGUCGUCUGCGGAGAUCAUCGCCGUUGCAAACGACCUUCUGGACAGUUUCCCGAAUCUGACAGACGGAUAUGAGAUCCACAUAUCGCAUUCCUCGAUCGUGCGGAUCAUCUGUGAGCGCAUUCCCGCGGAUGUGCGGAUGUCGAUCAUGGAUAUCGUUGGCAACAACAAGUCGUCGACGUCGCAGAAGAGAGCGCUGCUGCUCAAGAAGGGAUUGCUGAGGAGCACUGCCGAUGAGUUGGAGACACUGGCAGAUCCCGAUGACGAUAUCGACACAUUCCUCGCCAAACUCGACAAGGUGUCGUCUUCGUUGACCAACCUGCUGCGGCCGCAAGUGGAGGAGAUCAAGGAGAUCAUCCAUUACGCGACCGUCGCCGGUGUAACGCGUCCUAUCAUGUUCCAUCCGUUGAUGCUGGGAAACCACCACGCCCAUUACAAGGACGGGAUUCUGGUCGAGGUCGUGCGCAAGUCGAAGAGGACGGAUGUUCUUGCUGCGGGUGGUCGAUAUGACCACAUGAUCUCCGAACAAGCCACGCCAGGCCAGAAGCUGGAGUCGAUCUGUGCGAUGGGCCUGCAGAUUGCCGUGGAGAAGAUCACCGUCGCGCUGGCCGCGUACCAGGCGUCGUCCGUGCGCGCGCUCGUCAAGCAGGAGCGGUCGUUCGGAUUCUGGAGCCCCCGGCGCUGCGAUGUGUACGUCGUCUCGUACCAUCCAGGCUAUCUGCAGGAACGGCUCGAGGUCGUGGCGUUUCUCUGGGCGCACGGGAUCAGCGCGGAUCUGAUGUACGAGUCGGGCGUCGCGGAUGUCGAGAACGAGGACAUAUGCGCGCGGGAGGGUGUCCUGUUCUCGGUCUACCCGCGCUCUCGCCGCGACCAGCUGGCGUUCAAGGUCAAGAGCAUCCUCAAGGGAACCGAGUACGAAUUGACCCGCCAGGAACUCAUCGGGUGGCUGCAACAGCAGAUCGCGGAGCAGAAACGCAUCGAUGCCAGCACGUCCGGGGCCCUGCGGUUCACCGACGUCCCGGGUGCGAGCGCCGCCGCUCCCGUCGUCGAGAAAUCGGGCGUGCAGCUGCUCCUUCCGCCCGUGGACGUCAAGAAGCAGCGCAAGCACGUGAAACAGCUCUUCAUGGACCGCGCGUUCGAAACGGGUGUGGAGAUCGAGAGCGGCGUGCACGACGGGAUGCCGAUCCUCGCGAUCGACGUGCCGCCCGCUGCGUUCGAUGCGAUGACGCGGAGCAGCGCGUGGGUCGCGCAGGACGACGAGGCGUGGAAGGCCGUCGCGGGGAUGCUCCCGCAGUGGGCGUACGCGCAGCAGAUCCGCGACGCGGUCGCGAAACGCAGGAGCGAGGGCUUCAAGUACAUGCUGCUGUUUGCGGUGCGCGAGGAAAGGGUGCAGCUGCUGAAGCUGGCUGCGUGAUUUUUGUUUGUUUGUUAUGUGAUAUGGUCGGAUUUGCAUAGAUCGACGGCUCAGUGUAUUUUACUUAUAUCAUGCAUUUACGACUCGACCGGCGGUUGGAGAUUCAAAUUCGACGUGGUGAACAGGUCCAGACGAGGCAGGCCUGUAUUCACUCUGGAUUAAUAACGCUGAAGUUAUGGUUUUGUAUUCGUCUACUUGUAACGACACAUGUGAGAUGCCAUCAAUGGUUGCAGAGAGAUCUAACCGAGUCCUACAGCUCCCCAUACAUCCACUCCUCCUCAUCCACAGCCCCCGCCCUGCUCUUGAGCUCCGAAAGAGCGCUCUGAAACUCUGCCGCCCUCAUCAGGCGCCGAAAAUCAAGCGCAGUCCGACGCACACGCACCUUUCAGCUUGUCCUCCAGACCCUCCGUCGAAGCCGAUGCGCCCUGCUCGUCAAUCCAGCGCACGUGCUCCCGCACGAGGGCCAGGAUCUCCUCCUUAUCCACAUCCUUGAGCCUGUGACCCGCGCCGCCCUCGCCCUCGAACUCGCUCCGGGUGCCGAACACCAGCGACGAGAGCGUGUUGAGCGUCUCGAUCCGGCGGCGGUGCUCCUCGUCCUGCGCCGCGAAGCGCGCGCUGUCCGCGAGCAUCUCGUCGAUCUGCGCCUGCGACAGGCGCCCGCCGCUCGUGAUCGUGAUGCCUUUCUGGUUGCCGCUGGUAGAUGGUCAGUGCGUGCGCGGGAGCAGACGAGAGUGAGGGCUACGCACGUGCCCUUGUCCACCGCGUUCACGCUACGGGGAACGUCAGCAGACGCAGACAACAGUCGGAAAGGAGCGAGGGCUCACGUGAGAAUACCAUUCGCAUCGACCCCAAAGGUGACCUCAACCUGCGGGACCCCUCGCGGCGCCAUCGGAAUCCCGGAUAACGCGAACUCGCCGAGAUGGUUGUUGUCCUUGGACAUCUUCCGUUCGCCCUCGUACACUUGUAUCAACACGGUCUCCUGGUUGUCCGCCGCGGUCGAGAAUCUGUGCACGGGUCACUAACGCGUCAGUUACAAAACCGGGGCCAUGCGCACACUUGAGAUUUCCUCGUCGGGAUCGUCGUCCCGCGGGGGAUUACCGGGGUGAAGACGCCGCCGGUCGUCUCGAUUCCGAGUGUGAGUGGCACGACAUCGACGAUGAGUGCGCCGGUUUCCUCGCCUGCGAGGACCCCGGCUUGGACAGCGGCACCGAAGGCCACUGCUUCGUCGGGAUUGAUGCCCUUCGACGGCUCCUUCCCAAAGUACUGCGUCAGAAUCUCUUGCACUUUGGGAAUCCGAGUCGAUCCACCGACGAGGACGAUCUGGAGCAAGUUGGGGUCAAUGAAGGGCAACGACAGCAACACACUCCUGCGGACCUGAUCGAUCUGCUCUUUCUUGAUGCCGGCGUCCUUCAGAACACGCUCAAUGGGCUUCAUCGACCGCCGGAACAGGUCCAUAUUCAGCUCCUCAAACUUGGCCCGCGUCAGCGUCUCCAGCAGAUCGUUCCCAUUCUCAAAGCUGUCGAUCUCGAUCGUCGCGCUCUGCUGCGUCGACAGCACCCGUUUCGCUCGCUCGACCUCCCGCUUCAGCUUCCCCAUCGCGCGCGCGUUGUCCGUCACGUCGGUGCCCGUCUUCUUUUCGUAUGCCUGCACCAGGUGAUCCAUGACGCGGUGGUCAAAGUCCUCCCCGCCGAGAUGGGUGUCGCCGGCGGUCGACAGGACCUCGAACACGCCGUCCUCGAUCGAGAGCAGCGAGACGUCGAACGUGCCUCCGCCGAGAUCGUACACGAGGACCUUGCUUUCGCCGCCUUGUUUGUUGAGCCCGUAGGCCAGUGCAGCGGCGGUCGGUUCGUUGAGGAUCCGCAGGACAUUUAGCCCAGCGAUCGUCCCUGCGUCUCGAGUCGCUGAACGCUGAGCGUCGUUGAAGUCUGUCAUCAAAGUGAUUACAGCGCGGGUGACCUGUGUGCUUUAAUCAGGCGAUGCAAUCGUCGGCAGCCAAGGCGGAGCCCACCUUCUCGCCGAGAUACGCUUCGGCCGUCUCCUUCAUUUUGGUCAGCACCAUGGCACUGAUCUCUUCCGGAGUCUGCACUGGUGUCAGGGCAUCAACGACCUCGGCCACGGAGGACACGCACGAAGUCCCGGGUCUCUCCUUGAUACCGAAUCGAGAUCGCAGGUUUCCCGUCCACGUCGUUGACCCUAAAAGGAAAGUGCUUGACAUCCGACUGGAGCUGCGGAUCGUCCAUAGUCCUCCCGAUGAGCCGUUUCGCGUCGAAUACCGUGUUGCGCGGGUUGUUGUGGAACGCGCUCUUCGCGCUGUCGCCGAUGCUGCGGCGUGAUGGGUCCAGGGUGAGAGGAUGCUUGGAGUUCGGAAGAGUGGCUUACAGGCGCUCGGUGUCGAUGAAGGAGACCCACGACGGAGUGAUGCGGUUUCCUUGGUCGUUUGCGAUGAUUUCGACCUGGCCGUUGCGCAGAAUGCUGUAGGUCGUUGGUCAGUCACGAUCGCCUCAAUUGGUGAAGAGUCAAAGCACAACGCACCCGACGCAUGAAUAGCUGGAUCCAGCGGAGAAAAUAGGUAUUAGCAAUGGAGAGAUGGGGUGUAGGGUGGCUCACGUAGUCCCGAGGUCUAUUCGAUGCGGGGAUUGUCAAUAGCUGCCAUGAUCCACUCAUACCAGCCACUCACCAAUGCCAAUAACUGCGCCAUUGUCGCGUUUCUCAGCGUUCUCUUGCCCCUCCGCCUUGACAGAAACCGGGCAUAAACAUAUGAGGGCCAAGAGCGCGAGAAAGAUGAAAGCGGCUGUCGUCAGCGUGGAUCGCGCCUGUGUGCGGGUGAGGCGACGCCGACGAGCGAGGUGCUUGAGUUGGGACAUGGGAGUGUGUUUUUAGGUGGUGGAGGUGAAUUGUAGCCAUUGGUCAUUCAAGCAAAGGGCUUUUGUAUUACAAGUGAACGAAGCAAGACGUGUCGAGUGCAGAUACGUGUUCUAGGACACGUCGGCUGAGCAGAAGGUUGCCAAGCAUUGAGGUGCGGGAAAUGACAGGAACUGACUCGAAGAGAUCGUUGUGGAAUGAUCUAGAACCUCCCAGCUCAAUGCGGCUCAUGUGACAUGUCGCCCACAGAUGAGAGUGGAUCAAGCUGUGCAGUCCACGGAGAUGAUAUGGAUGAAUGAUGAUAUGAGCCUAGUUGAUGGGGUCCCGAUCUGUAGCUCAAUGACAUCAGCCAAUUCAAUGACGGUCACGUGAUCGCGAGCCGCCAUCAUCUGGGAAUCGGAUGCCCUACUCUUACCGCCCGUCUUUCUCACUCACAAGGUCUCCUUGGAAGAUACUUACAACCGCGGUGGGAAAUGGCACUGGAAAGCAGAAGAAACUGACUGUUCCCAAUCGCAAGCGCUUGACUGACGAACAACCGGCGAGAUGAUUGCGGCUCAUGGCCCAUGUCUGUGGAGAAAAGCAAAAAAAAAAUCAAACAAGAGGAAAGGAGAAAGAUCGAGGGAAAAGGGAGGUUACAUUAUAAUUCAUGUUUGAUAAUGGGACUUUUUGAGCAAAAUAUCGUACUUAUCAUGG